Molecule: messenger RNA, 597 nt
Organism: Annulohypoxylon maeteangense
Lineage: Eukaryota; Fungi; Ascomycota; Sordariomycetes; Xylariales; Hypoxylaceae
Exons: 1
Coding region: 1-597 (198 amino acids)
Source: RefSeq, a predicted model, not a curated record
AUGAGUCGACGAACAGGCCCUUCCAGCCGGCCCUCGCAAUUGAGCUCUUGGUACACUUCGCUGCCACCACCAAGGAGUGAAGCAAACUUGACGGAGAAGAUUAUCGUGACCCUAGUCGCCAAGGAAGUUACGAGCCCCCAAACAAUAGUGGUAGCCUCAGACCCUCAAUCUGAAUCUAUAACACACGCAAAAUGUUCGGGCAGAUCUAUCAAUGUUCGCAAAGGAGAAAAGUUCAAUUUGAACAUUGAUAUCCAACCUUAUCGAGACGAAACAGGGCGCCAUUUACCAGGUGCCGUAGAUUCUGUCGGACCCCCGUCAAAAUUCUAUAUCAAGUACGAAGACAGCGAAGCCCUCAGCACUCAAGCCCAGACAACCUCUAAUACUGACGCCCGCCUAACUGUUAGAGGAGGUAAAUGUCAAGGUUUGGCAGCGAAUAGCUGGGAUAUAUUGAAUUUACAACACAUUCAACUUUUAGAAGUCGCUAUCCAUUCUACAGGCCAUUACUACUUAUACUUGAUCAUCGAGAAAGAGAAUAGUAAUGGUUCUCAAGACCUGCUUGCGAAGAUCAGAACCAGGAAGGUCAAGGUCUCUAGGUGA